Molecule: messenger RNA, 882 nt
Organism: Tilletiaria anomala UBC 951
Lineage: Eukaryota; Fungi; Basidiomycota; Exobasidiomycetes; Georgefischeriales; Tilletiariaceae
Product: DUF1766-domain-containing protein
Exons: 1
Coding region: 1-882 (293 amino acids)
Source: RefSeq, a predicted model, not a curated record
AUGCUCGAUAGCUUCGGCCGCCAGCAGUGCGCAGGAAUCAAGAGGGACGGUACGAGGUGCACACGGUUCGUCACCGCGUCUACAUCGGACAGACAAACGCAAUCACGCUCCACGACACCCUCUCCUUCACCUGCCAAAAAGCGCAUCACAAAGGCCGCUCCGGGAUCUGCGUCAACUUCACUUGCGCCUGGCUCGGGGCUUGCAUUGGGACGGCCAGGGCCAGGGCAAAGCCCCUCAAGUGAGAACGAAGACGACCUAGGCAUUGCGCCUGACUAUUGCUUCCAGCAUGUGGCAGAGAUCAACAAGACGACGGGAUUUAUCCUACCAAACGGCAAGCACAUUUCAUUUUCGAUGUACAUACCCUCGACGCUCUCUGCACGCGCGCAAGCACGUCUUCGUACAGCCCUGUCUACUCCCCCGACCCCGACAGAUCUCAAAGAGCAAGGAUACUGCUACGUCUACGAGCUGCGGGAUCGCGCGAGGAGCGGCCGCGAAGGCCGAAGCAACGGAUCAGGCGCGACAGCAUGUUUCAAGGUCGGUCGCUCAAUCAACGUCUUCAAGCGCCUCGACGAAUGGCGCAGCAGGUGCCAAUCUGCCGAUCCGAUCUUGCGCUCCUUCCUCCCCGCGCAGCAAGGCCAAAUGCUGCUUGCGGGCGCAUCAACCGCCUCCGUACCCGGUGUGCGCCUCAGCAGGCGUUGGGAGCGGCUAUGCCAUCUCGAGCUAGAGGACGUUGGCGAGAGGGUGAACGAAGAGUGUAAAGACUGCAAGAGCAAGCACAGAGAGAUGUUCAUGGUGGAAUUGCAGAAGGGGGGCUAUGAGGCGGUGUUGCAAAUCGUCAGACGGUGGAUGCACUUUGUGCAGAUUGUUGCAGACGCGUAUUGA